Molecule: messenger RNA, 1935 nt
Organism: Fusarium tjaetaba
Lineage: Eukaryota; Fungi; Ascomycota; Sordariomycetes; Hypocreales; Nectriaceae
Product: ATP-dependent DNA helicase II subunit 1
Exons: 3
Coding region: 1-1935 (644 amino acids)
Biological process (GO): cellular response to gamma radiation; cellular response to X-ray; telomere maintenance
Cellular component (GO): Ku70:Ku80 complex; nucleus
Molecular function (GO): telomeric repeat DNA binding; double-stranded DNA binding; damaged DNA binding
Source: RefSeq, a predicted model, not a curated record
AUGGCCGAUAAACAGCCUUGGCGAAAAGAAGACGAAGAUGAGGAGGAGCAAGAACUCGAUGAGAACAGCUACAAGGCACAGAAAGAUGCCAUCUUGCUUGCAAUCGAUGUCAGCAAAUCUAUGUUAGAGCCACCGCCGCCUUCGGAUUCCAAAAAGGCAGAUCGCGACAGCCCUGUCCAGGCGGCCUUAAAAUGCGCCUAUCAUCUCAUGGAGCAACGCAUCAUUUCUAACCCCAAGGACAUGAUGGGCAUUCUUCUUUUUGGAACGAAGAAACCAAAAUUCCACGAUUCUGUAGAUGGUCGAAAUGGUUUAGGCUACCCUCAUUGCUAUCUAUUCACUGAUCUCGACGUGCCCGCUGCAGAAGAUAUUCAAGCCCUCAAAACCCUCGUCGAAUAUGGCGAGGAUGAAGAUGAGGUACUGACACCUUCGGAUGAGCCUGUCAGCAUGUCGAAUGUGCUAUUCUGCGCGAAUCAGAUCUUCACAACAAAGGCUGCGAACUUUGGCAGUCGUCGUUUGUUUAUAGUAACUGACAACGACAAUCCCCACGCAUCUGACAAACAGGCCAAGUCCGCUGCAGCGGUACGAGCCAAGGAUCUGUACGACCUUGGGAUCCUGAUAGAUCUAUUCCCUAUCACUCGUGGAGACGAGAAAUUCGACAUCCACAAGUUUUAUGAUGAUGUUAUCUAUCGUGACCCUGUUGGAGAGGCGAACAUGACAGAAGUCCGAACAUCGAAAUAUGGAGACGGAUUAACCUUGCUCAACUCGCUCAUCUCAAAUGUCAAUUCCAAACAAACUGCAAAGAGAGCCCUGUUCUCAAAUUUGCCAUUCGAGAUUGCUCCUGGGCUACGCAUCUCAGUGAAAGGAUAUAACAUUGUUCAUCGUCAGACACCAGCACGCACUUGCUACAUUUGGUUGGAUGGUGAAAAGCCGCAAAUUGCAACAAGUGAAACUACGCGAAUUGCGGAGGAUAGCGCCAGGACCGUUGAAAAAGCAGAGAUAAAGAAGGCGUACAAGUUUGGCGGCGAGUACGUCUACUUCUCCCCUGACGAACAGAAGUCACUGAAGGAUUUCGGAUCACCCAUCAUUCGUAUCAUCGGCUUCAAACCGCGCAGUUUGCUUCCCGUAUGGGCAAGCACUAAAAAGUCCACAUUCAUCUUCCCCAGCGAAGAAGAUUAUGUCGGUUCAACCAGAGUUUUCACAGCACUCUGGCAGAAACUUCUCAAGGAUGACAGAAUGGGUGUCGCUUGGUGUAUCACUCGCGCUAAUGCGCAGCCAAUGUUGGCCGCCAUCAUACCGUCUAGAGAGCGGUCUGAUGAAAGCUCGGGAACGCCGUAUCUGCCUGCUGGACUUUGGAUCUAUCCUCUACCCUUCCAAGAUGACCUGAGAAAUAUCAACCCACCAAAUGAAGUGCUGCGAAGUUCUGGAGAGCUUACGACGCAGAUGCGGACUAUCAUCCAGCAACUCCAACUGCCAAAGGCUAUGUACGAUCCAUCGAAAUACCCCAACCCCGCGUUGCAGUGGCACUACAGAAUUCUUCAGGCUCUUGCUUUGGAGGAAGAGGUACCCGAGAAGGCAGACGAUACAACGGAGCCAAAAUACAAAGCGAUCAGUAAACGAGCAGGCGGCUACUUGGAAGAAUGGUCUGAGUCUCUAGAAGAAGAGUCUGGUAAAGUUGCGAACAAGAAAUCGACAAAGCGUGAGACGGACGAUGAAGACAUGGAGAGACCAGUGAAGAAGUCGAGAGGUUCAUCAGAGAAGGCAACUGGUUCUUCAUUCAGUAUGGCUCAAUUGAAGGCCGCAAUCGAAGGUGGGACUAUUCAAAAAAUGACUGUCGUUCAGCUCAAAGAUAUACUAGCUACUAAGGGUUUGAGUACUGCCGGACGCAAGGUUGAGUUGAUCGAGAGAAUCGAGGAAUGGAUAGAGGAAAGCUCAUGA